GCGCCGCGGCGGCGGUGGCGCGGGCGCUGGGGCUGGUGUUCAGAGGCGCCAGAGUCGCGGAUUCCGGUCUCGCCGCCGCAGGAGCGUGGCUGUCGCGCGCGGCCUGAAGACGCAGUACCUUUCUGCCCCUCACCUUUUUUUUUUUUUUUAAAUAACCGGAACCAAUGAACGCAGCCGGUACCCGAGCUCCGGAGGCCGCCGGUGCCGAGGGGACCAGGCUGGCGCCCGGCAGGAGCUCGCCUCCGAGGCGGCGGGGGCGGCCCGAGGAAUUGCCGGUUGCGGCGGCGGCGGCAGCAGCAGCUGCAGCGCCUGGCGGAGCGGACGAAUGCGAGCUGGUGUCCAGGCACCUCCGCGGGCGGCGGGCCUCGGGCUCUGCCGCGGCAGCCGCCUCCUCUCCCGCUGCGGCGGCGGGCGACAGUCCGGCGCUCAUGACAGAUCCCUGCCUAUCACUGAGCCCACCAUGCUUCACAGAAGAAGAUAGAUACAGUCUGGAAGCUCUUCAAACAAUACAUAAACAAAUGGAUGAUGACAAAGAUGGUGGAAUUGAAGUAGAUGAAAGUGAUGAAUUUAUCAGAGAAGAUAUGAAAUAUAAAGAUGCUACUAAUAAACACAGUCAUCUGCACAGAGAAGAUAAGCAUAUAACUGUUGAGGAUUUAUGGAAACGGUGGAAAACAUCAGAAGUUCAUAAUUGGACCCUUGAGGACACGCUUCAGUGGUUGAUAGAAUUUGUUGAACUACCCCAAUAUGAGAAGAAUUUUAGAGACAAUAAUGUCAAAGGAACAACGCUUCCCAGGAUAGCAGUGCAUGAGCCUUCAUUUAUGAGCUCCCAGUUGAAAAUCAGCGAUCGGAGUCACAGGCAAAAACUUCAGCUCAAGGCACUGGAUGUGGUUUUGUUUGGACCUCUGACACGCCCGCCUCAUAACUGGAUGAAGGAUUUUAUUCUCACAGUUUCUAUAGUAAUUGGUGUUGGAGGGUGCUGGUUUGCUUACACACAGAAUAAGACAUCAAAAGAACAUGUCGCAAAAAUGAUGAAAGACUUAGAGAGUCUACAAACUGCAGAGCAAAGCCUAAUGGACUUACAAGAGAGGCUUGAAAAGGCACAGGAAGAAAAUAGAAAUGUUGCUGUAGAAAAGCAAAAUCUAGAGCGCAAAAUGAUGGAUGAAAUCAAUUAUGCAAAGGAAGAGGCCUGCCGGCUGAGAGAGCUAAGGGAAGGAGCCGAAUGUGAGCUGAGCAGACGGCAAUAUGCAGAGCAGGAAUUGGAGCAGGUUCGAAUGGCUCUAAAAAAGGCUGAAAAAGAAUUUGAACUCCGAAGCAGCUGGUCUGUUCCAGAUGCACUUCAAAAAUGGCUUCAGUUAACACAUGAAGUAGAAGUACAGUACUACAAUAUUAAAAGACAAAAUGCUGAAAUGCAAUUAGCUAUUGCUAAGGAUGAGGUUGCUGCUUCAUACCUGAUUCAGGCAGAGAAAAUUAAAAAGAAAAGAAGCACGGUCUUUGGGACUCUGCAUGUUGCGCAUAGCUCCUCCCUAGAUGAGGUAGAUCACAAAAUUCUGGAAGCAAAGAAAGCGCUCUCUGAGUUGACAACUUGUUUACGAGAACGACUUUUUCGCUGGCAACAGAUUGAGAAGAUCUGUGGCUUUCAGAUAGCCCAUAACUCGGGACUCCCCAGCUUGACCUCUUCCCUGUAUUCUGAUCACAGCUGGGUGGUGAUGCCCAGAGUCUCCAUUCCCCCCUAUCCAAUUGCUGGAGGAGUUGAUGAUUUAGAUGAAGACACACCCCCAAUAGUGUCACAGUUUCCUGGGACCGUGGCCAAGCCCGCGGGGCCGCUCGCCCGAAGCAGCAGCCUGUGCCGCUCCCGUCGAAGCAUCGUGCCGGCCUCGCCGCAGUGUCCGCGUGCCCAGCUCCCCCCUCACACGCCGCACCAGGCCCAUGCCCGGCACCCCCACCACCCCCAGCACCCGCAGCACUCCUUGCCUUCCCCUGACCCCGAUAUCCUCUCCGUGUCAAGUUGUCCUGUCCUUUAUCGAAACGAGGAGGAGGAAGAGGCCAUUUACUUCUCUGCUGAAAAACAAUGGGAAGUGCCAGACACGGCCUCCGAGUGUGACUCCUUAAAUUCUUCCAUUGGAAGGAAACAGUCUCCUCCUUCAAGCCUUGAGAUAUACCAAACAUUGUCUCCUCGAAAAAUAUCAAGAGAUGAGCUCUCUCUAGAGGAUUCAUCCCGAGGAGAUUCACCCAUAACUGCAGAUAUCUCUCGGGGUUCUCCUGAUUGUGUAGGUCUGACAGAAACGAAGAGUAUGAUCUUCAGUCCUGCCAGCAAAGUGUACAAUGGCAUCUUAGAGAAAUCCUGUAGCAUGAACCAGCUUUCUAGCGGCAUCCCGGUGCCUAAAUCUCGCCACACGUCCUGUUCCUCCACCAGCAACGACAGUAAACCCAUUCAGGAAGCCCCACAUGUUGCCAGGAUAAGCAGCAUCCCGCACGAUCUUUGUCAUAAUGGAGAGAAAAGCAAAAAGCCAUCAAAAAUUAAAAGCCUUUUUAAGAAGAAAUCUAAGUGAACUGGCUGACAUGAUGGAAUUUAUUCAAGUGGCAUCUUUGAACUUUUAUCUCCUGUCCUCCACUCCCCCUUUUUUGUUUUAAUUUUAGGGCUGUAACUCCAGUGGGGCUUCCCAGACUGGGCGCCGUAGUGGAAUGUCCCAAGGGCAACUGUCUACUGUCUGCUUAUUUAAAUGACUAAUCAUUUCGUCAAGCCAGUUAUUACUGAAAAAUCAUUAAGAGAUGAGACAGUUUACAGUCAUUUCUGCCUAUUUAUUUCUGCUUUGUUAUUAGUGAUGUAUAUACAACAUUUUGUUGAAAGCCACUAUGGACUUACAAGCUUUAAUGGACUAGUAAGCCAGCAUGGGCUUGCAAAAAUUUCUUGUUUACCACACCAUCUUCUUAUCUUUCCACAGAGCUAUUUACAUCCUGGACUAAAUGACUUAAAGUAAAACUAAUUGCACUACCGUUUUCCAGACUGGAAAAAAAAAAAAAAAAUCUCUGCAAGUGAAACUGUAUAGAGUUUAUAAAAUGACUAUGGAUAGGGGACUGUUUUCACUUUUAGAUCAAAAAGGGUUUUUAAGUAGAACCUAGGGUUUCUAAUUGACCUGAUUUCUGGAAAUGAAAACCCACGCUUUUAUUAUGGGAAGCUUCUUUAAAUGCAUUUAAUAUUAUAAAGUUUCAAGUCCUGCUGUAAAGAUCAUGUUGUUUUGUUUUUCCCAGGGCUUUCACUGUGAUUUACUGCAUUGCAGCCUGUAUGAUAAAAUAUAAAUAAUUUAAGGAGAGAAGGCUCUUGAUUCCUUACGCACGUGGAAGAGUUGAAACUUGAUUGAAGGACUUACAUUCACAAGCUUAAACUGAGGUCGGGGACGUGGGGUUUCAGGUUCUUGUUUACAGACUUUGAAUAACAGCAAAGAAGUUAUGGUUUGUGAAGAAUUUGUACUGUGGAAAAGAUAAUAAAUUGGAGACAUUAUUGUGUGGGCCUCUGUUGACUUUUGUUGAUAACACUCCACUAAAAACACUAUACGUUUUCUGGAGAGCUAAGUGAGCUGUUUUGUUGCUUAAUUGCACUAUAAGAAAUAGUGAUGUUUUGGAAGUUGUCAACAAAUUUCUUUCCAUUUUAUAUUGUUUGUCAUAUUUUUAUGUAGUUUGAAAUGUUUAAAUGUUCUAAUAUCAAGAUUAACAAAUAUAAAUUUAUGGUGCAUUUAGAUUGUGUUGUAUUAAUUUGUAAAGCUCGGGGUUCGUUAAACCACUAGGUUAUUUAAGGGUAGCUUUUACUGUGAAGACUGUCACAGAGCGGCAAAGUACAUUAACAUCUGGGAGUUUUCGCCUAAACUGCCUCUAAAAAUUUAGUCAUAAAUGAUCUGGUUAAUGCAGUGUGGAUGGACAUUUGGAUGAACAAUGGAUACAUAUUAGCUACAACGGGUUUUCAGCAGUAUGGCUAAAACACAUAAUGUCCGACCCAGUCCUGCUUCGAUGAAAAUGCUGAUUGAUAGGAAGUUUAUGUGAGAUGUGAUCCUAAAAAAAUACUUUUAUCAAGAAUUUGAACAGUUUCCUGAAGUCUCCGAAAGUUGUGGUGGUUUAUUCUCUUUGUUAAAAACUUUUAAGGUCUUGAAUGAUACUUAUAUACACAAAUAUUUAUAUAAUUACGAGUACUUUAAAGGCAAAAAUUGAUUAGCUGAAACAAACAUAGAGUUUUGGUCUAACCAGAAGGUAAGCUAAUCUGAAAGGUCAAGAGUUGAGGAACAAUGGCACUGAAGCUGUUUGGGAAGGGGGGGGCGCGGGUAAUGGGCAUGAAGCAUUGAGAAGCGUACUGGAAACUGUCUUCAGAGUGAAGGAAAUACCUUUAUCUUGUUUCUCCUUCUUAAAACCAGAUAGGAGUUCUUCCCUUUGAAAAUUGCACAAGGGAUGAAAACUUUGUAGUUUGAUAGGUAGAAAAGGUAAAAGCCCUAGGGCAGGGAGUGGGGUGAGAGGAGGAAGGGCUCGAGGCCCCCCCCCCCAUAAGGCCUGCCGCCUGGUGAGGGUUAGAAGGGAAUUUUGGUGACCAGAAUUAUUGGCUGCUGGCACGUGGGGGCUGGGGUGCACGAGGCCGGCCUACUAUGUGCAGUGUGGGCGGUCUUAGGGAAUGCAUGGUUUGUGCUAAAUUUCAUGUUCUUGUGUAUAAACAAAUUCAAACCAAGGGAUUAUUACCGCUUUCUGUUGCUUGUAGUACUUACUUGGCAUUAGUACAGCGCUCUAUAUUUGUAAAUUCAACAGAGAACAACUGAGCUAUAGAAAGCCACAAUUAAUUUCUGUAUGACUUCAUUUCCAUGUGAAGAGGUGGGCAUAAAUUCAAGUUUUUUAAAUUACCCGUUUGUUACCUUACUAAUCUUAUAAAACUAUGGUGUUUUUCUGAUUUUAAAAGUAAUACCCUCCUUAUUGUAUAAAACGAUUCAUGAUAGAAAAGUAUAAAGAAGAAAAACAACAGCAAGCGGGUUAAAUUCUAGUGCCCACAAUAAUUAUUUUUAAUAUUUUGGUUUGUUUUCUGCCAGAUCAUUUUCUCUAUAUUGAUAUAUAUUUUACAUACUUGAAAACAUACUAUAUAUAUAUUCAAUUUUACAUCAUGCUGUUCUCUUAAUAUAGGCAUUUCUCCAGCAUUAUUAUAAAAACUCUUCAUGAACAUUUUAGUGACUAUAAUAUGCCAUUGUAUGGAUUUACCAUAAUCUUUUUAAUCAUUUUUUAUUAUUAAUCACUAGGCUGUUUCUGAUUUCUGAUAUGUGAAAUACUAGGAUUUAACAUUUAUUGAGCACUCUGUACUAGGCACAGUUCUAAACUCAAAUAUAUACUCUCAUAUAAUCUUUACACCCACCUUGUAAGGUAGGUGCUGUUUUUGGGUUUUUGUUUUGUUUUGUUUUGUUCUUUAAUAGUCAUUUUACCGAUGAGGAAACUGAGCCCAAAAAAUUAAUAAUUUGCCGAAGGUCACAUAGCUAGUAAGUGGUAGUGUCAACUUCUAAGUCAUAUAUACCACAUAAAGUCCAAUCAACAUUUUGAUUCCUUAGAAUAUAUAUUUUGAGAAGUAUAUAGGAAAGCCUAAAGGUAAUUUAUAUGUAUGUAUGUAUAUGUACACUCUCAUAGUUUUACAUAGAUACCUUGACUCUAACUCUUUUUAAGGUUUCUUAUUCAUAUAGCCAUGUUUAUAACCCCCCAAUACUGGAGUGUUUCACACUGUCACUUCCGAAUUACCAUUUGGUUAAAACUUUGCUAAUUUAAUUGGUAAAUAAUGUCUCGUAUGGUUGGAAAGUUUUUUCAUGUUAUGUAUUUUUCAUUUUAGUGAAUUGUCUGUUCAUGUCUUUUGCCCAUUAAGUUCCUGGGGUCCUAGUGUUUUUUGUCUUUCAAAUGUAGCUAUUCUUGUAUUGUUCAAUUACCAACUAAAACAGUGAUUUUUAAAAAUCA
Messenger RNA from Leptonychotes weddellii (Weddell seal), 5958 nucleotides. The record is from RefSeq and is a predicted model, not a curated record. NCBI's taxonomy places the organism in Eukaryota, Metazoa, Chordata, Mammalia, Carnivora, Phocidae.